Cryptotermes secundus is the source of this 1851-nucleotide messenger RNA. RefSeq names its product odorant receptor 49b. Gene Ontology annotation, cellular component: plasma membrane. The transcript has 7 exons. Gene Ontology annotation, molecular function: odorant binding; olfactory receptor activity. The coding region runs from base 1207 to 1734 and encodes 175 amino acids. Gene Ontology annotation, biological process: detection of chemical stimulus involved in sensory perception of smell; sensory perception of smell. NCBI's taxonomy places the organism in Eukaryota, Metazoa, Arthropoda, Insecta, Blattodea, Kalotermitidae. The record is from RefSeq and is a predicted model, not a curated record.
UUAAUGUUUUAUUUCUUAUCUUUACUUCUGUAAUUUUAGACUACAAAUUUUUAUAUAAGGACUUUAGCUUUAAAUUUCACCCAGGAUUUGUUAUACAUUUACAUUUGAAUUUAAUUUCAAGACACAAUAAGGAUCUUUAUUUGAUGAAUAAACUGAUGUUUACAACACAACAGCUCAGACCGGUGCUGUGUAUGCCUGAUAAUGACCUAUGAAAUGGUCGAAACAUGUUGCGUCUCUAAUGAGCGUAAUAAAAGCAAAUGUUGAUGCAGUAGUAUCUUCUUUGUUUUGAACGUUAAUUGUUGUUGUGUAAACGGUGUAUUCCAUGCUUUAUAUGUCUUAGUUAUAAUUUGUGUAUUGUUUCUUGCAGUAUAAAUUGAAAGAAAGAAAUUACGCUUUGCCCCUGGUUGCUUGUCAUCCAACUUUUUCAGGGAUUCAGAACAAUAUGUCUGUUUCAUGAUGUAAUGACUUUAUUAUGUGUCACUUAAUGCAACGAAGGAAUUCAGUUUAGCCAACGUCCGCAUUAGAUUUAUUAAUUGCAGCACCUGCACCAUUUUUGUAAUGUUUGUUAAUGAAUUAUUUAUGGAUUUUGAGACAGUAUAUUCUGCUCUUAAAGGGUUUUGGUAUGGGCUAGAAGAAUUGGGACAUCCUGCACUAUUAAUUCUACAAGAAUGCUGUACAAUAAACAUUUUUGCAGCAGACAUUUCUCAGAAAGUGAUUUAUCUACAGCACAAAGGGUACACUUUGUACAUGUGGCCCAUAUUCUGCUGCUCAGUCACUCCCACAACCUCCCAAACCUUCAUUACAUAUGCUUUUCUUUGAUCCCUUGCCUUCAGUUUCAAGUCCUGAAGAUGACCUGUAUGACCGGUCUCCCUCCAGAAACUGUAGCAAGACAUUGGUGCCCUCUGCUGUACAUUUGUUCCUGUCUAUGCAGAUAGUUCUUCUGCUUCCUGUCAGAUGUCUGCAGUGCAACCAUCACCAACAGCAGCCAGCACCUUUGCAGUGAAAGAAACCUCCUUUCCUCUAAGCUCUGUGGGUGCUGCAGUGAAUACCUGGCAACAACUAUGUUUAUUGAUGAGGAUGACAACCUCUUCGAUAAUUUCAAUGGUGGAACAUGUGUUGACCCAAUGAAAACGCUGCAUUGCCCACUCACUGAUAACAGCCCCCAUAUAGAUCAAUGGAAGAGGUAAAGGAAGUGAAAAUGACACGAUGGCAGUACAGGCUAUGUUAAUGGAGCAGGAGCUAGAAGAGAAGAUGCAGUACUUACUGAAUAAUUGCAUCCAGUAUCAUCAAGCCAUUCUGAGCUUUGUGGAGAAGUUGGAAGAUUUUCUGAAACCCGUCAUGCUAGUACAGCUACUUGGUAGCAUGAUGGCCUUCUGUGUGAUGGGCUUUCAAAUGUCAGUGAUUCCGAUUCACACAGAGAGCACCAAAUUUGCGAAGUUGUUCAUCUCACUUAUAUCAGCCCUCAUUGAACAAGGAAUGUUCUAUUGGUUUGGAGGUGAACUGCUGGAAGAGAGUUCACAGAUUCUAAAUGCUGCAUAUCACUGUGAGUGGCACACUGCAAAUAGUAAAUUCAGGAAGGACUUGCAUAUUUUAAUGGAGAGAGCCAAGAGACCAGUGAAGCUGACUGCUGGUGGUUUCUCAGCAUUGACUCUUGAAAAUUUUACUAAGGUGGUUCAGUCAUCUUACCAAUACUUCACUAUGCUCAAGGCAGUGAAUGAUGAAGAUACCGAGUGAUAUUUACGGCUCACAGUAAUGAUUCAGCUGUGUAUAAAUUCUUUAACCUGGAACACAUCUCCUUUACUCAUGGCUGCAGCCAGGAUUUUUUUCUAAGGGGUGGUAGCUAAUUUUCUU